Molecule: messenger RNA, 1356 nt
Organism: Gilbertella persicaria
Lineage: Eukaryota; Fungi; Mucoromycota; Mucoromycetes; Mucorales; Choanephoraceae
Product: RAI1 like PD-XK nuclease-domain-containing protein
Exons: 6
Coding region: 33-1199 (388 amino acids)
Biological process (GO): nuclear-transcribed mRNA catabolic process; NAD-cap decapping
Cellular component (GO): cytosol; nucleus
Molecular function (GO): mRNA 5'-diphosphatase activity
Source: RefSeq, a predicted model, not a curated record
UUUUCUUUUUUCCUUUUUUUUAACUUUUCGUUAUGACUACACGGCCUCGAGAAGACAACUAUUCAAGGGAUACGAAAAGACAAAGAACAAACCAAAACAUAUUUCGAAUAAAAUCAAACGAAUUUUAUGAAGGAACAUUUCCAGUCUAUAAACAACCUCAAGAGUUCACUUCCUAUAGUAUUGAUCGCCAAAGACGCGUUUGGUUUGAUAAUAGAGAAAUGAAAUAUUAUUACCCGCCUACAAGUGAGAAAAAAGAUUUAAAUGGAGGCUAUGAAGAUAGAAUACAGAGAGAUGAAAGUAUUCCCGAGCAUAUUGAUACAUUGUUGGAUGCGAUUACUCAUGCUAAGGAGGAUCUGUCGGUCGAUAUCGUUACAUGGCGAGGUAUUCUGACAAAGAUUCUGUGUACACCUUAUUCAAGAAAGGAACCUUGGGAAUUCCGUGCGACACGAUACAAAGAUACGAUUUAUAUAGAAGAACAAGUAACUGAAGAGAAAAAGAGACAAGAAAGUCAGGCUACAGAUAGGCAAAAACGCAUGAGCUAUUGGGGAUAUCGAUUUGAGACAUUAUGUACAGUGCCUAAGCCACCUCAUUUAGUCCUAAAAAGUGACCUUGAGAAAAGAAUGACCGAGACUGUGAAUACAAAUAUUCAGUACUGUAUUGUGGUCAAGACCAAAUUGGGUAAUAAUUCAAUUAUGAUGGGUGCCGAAGUAGAUUGCUGUCGAGAUGUCAAACCAGAGGAUCCAUUAAAGCAACCCAAUAAUUAUAUUGAAUUAAAGACAUCAAGGAUAAUAGAGACAGAUAGACAACAAUUUUCGUUUGAAAGAUAUAAACUAUUGAAAUUCUGGGCACAGUCUUUUUUAGUAGGUGUGCCUCGUAUUAUUUGUGGCUUUCGAAAUGAUGAAGGUCAUGUUCUUGAUAUUCAACAAUUCAAGACAAUGGAAAUACCUCGCUUAGUCAGAGAUAAAAACACUUGGAACCCAUCUGUUUGUUUGAAUUUUGCAGACAAAGUAUUAAAUUGGAUCAAGUCAAGUAUUACAAAAAGUGAUGCAACUGUCACUUAUUCAAUACAAUACAAUUAUCCAUUUGAAGAAAUUAAAUUAGAGUGCACAGGCCAUGCACAUGUAUUUUUAACACAAAGGUUUUUAGAUGGUACAAUUCAACACGAAAUUGGAGGUCCACGGGCAAACGGACUUUUAUGAUCUAAAUGGCCAUGUUUCAUGAUGCCUAGAAGUAGUGGCUUAUAAAGUAAAGACACACAUUUCUUUACUUUGUUUAAACACAUGGUUUCUUUAUUUAUCAAUAAAAACAACAUGGCAACAAAGAAAAAGAAAAACGCGUCGUGUUGAUGCAGUAAAC